Misgurnus anguillicaudatus (oriental weatherfish) is the source of this 1080-nucleotide messenger RNA. It is a transcript of the gene tmem88b, whose product is annotated as transmembrane protein 88 b. NCBI's taxonomy places the organism in Eukaryota, Metazoa, Chordata, Actinopteri, Cypriniformes, Cobitidae. The record is from RefSeq and is a predicted model, not a curated record. Gene Ontology annotation, cellular component: plasma membrane. Gene Ontology annotation, molecular function: PDZ domain binding.
AACACAUUCAGUUCCCAGUCUGCCUCCAGCAUAGAGAGUGAACUAAUACAGCAAAACUAACUACACUAACCAUAAGACAACACAAGAAAUGAGGAGUAGCCUAGCACGACUUGAAAUUUGUAUACAUCCAAAGCCUAAAUAAAGCAGGAAUUUAAAAGAAAAAAAUCUCCAUCAAAUUGGAUAAAAGAACAAGCUGUGUACAUUGUGUAAGAUAAAGAGGAGGAGAGAACUGCAGGACUUCACGCCAGCUGAUCAGGAUGAGCUUAAUUGGCACACUGGAGAAAGGGGCCCAUCACCAGGCUCUCGACCUCUCAGAGGAGCUCCCAACCAAUAGUCAUCAUCAUCAGCACUCCACCCUCCAGCACACACACUCUCUGUCCUCCACCUUGCCAGCUGGCACCCCAGUAGGUGGAUCUGGGGUGGUUGUUCCACCACCGUACUCUGCCGCGGAGGCAGGAGGUGAAGCUCCACUGGAGCUGCGAGGCUCUCUGGACUGCUGGGCAUGUUCGGUGUUAGUGACGGCACAGAACCUGGUGAUCGCGGUCAUCAACGCCUGCCUGGCUGGUUUGGUUUUUGGGCUGAUCCUCACGCCUGCUAUUGUCAUGGUGGUGUUUGGCUUUCUCUGUCAUUCAGCGGUGCAUCCACACGGGACGUCCCCAUACUGUUCAGACCUGCUGACUGAUGGUGGUUGUGUAGCUUUACUGGUUGUUGGUUUCUUGCUGAUGACUCCACUCCUGGUUCUGGCUUUGGCUGCAUACUGCCGGCUCGCUCGUCACCUUCAGCUGGGUCUGUGCUUCAUUCCGUACAGCCGUGCCGUCUACAAGAACCUCCCGGCGACCCAGCACCGUGGUCUGGGAGGGAGAUGCUGCGGACAGACAGCUGAGAAAGGAGGAGGGAAGGGAAAGGUGUGGGUGUAAAAUGAUUACAUGUAUGUGUAAAAUUAGGUUACACAUUGCAGACCUUAAGCUAUCCAACUAAAUAUUUUAAUAUAGAAUGAUUCAGGGCAUCUUGCUCAUUCAAUUACAUUAUGUUUUAUAGUCAGUUUAAUCACUUAAUAAUAAAAUUGACUUAAUACACAUA